AUGACCUGGUUUCAUGAGGAGAAAUCGCAAAUUGAGCUAGAAUUGAGGCUUUUGGAAGCUCUAGAAAUGUAUCCUCCUUCUCAAUUACAGGGAUUUCACCAUCAUUUUGUUCUUUAUGGGCUGAUGGAAUAUCUGAUGAAGAGCUUUGAUAGACAGCUCACAUCGGAGGAAAUAUUGCAGUUGUUGGAUCGCUUUUAUAAUUUAGAAGCAAUGGUGAGAAGAAUCCCUUUAAUUUAG
Messenger RNA from Zingiber officinale, 237 nucleotides. RefSeq lists its product as uncharacterized. Lineage: Eukaryota; Viridiplantae; Streptophyta; Magnoliopsida; Zingiberales; Zingiberaceae. The transcript has 3 exons. Bases 1 to 237 code for a protein of 78 amino acids. The record is from RefSeq and is a predicted model, not a curated record. Gene Ontology annotation, biological process: regulation of transcription by RNA polymerase II. Gene Ontology annotation, cellular component: nucleus; NuA4 histone acetyltransferase complex.